Seriola dumerili (greater amberjack) is the source of this 744-nucleotide messenger RNA. RefSeq names its product transcription factor HES-1-like. The transcript is spliced from 4 exons. Gene Ontology annotation, molecular function: protein dimerization activity; DNA-binding transcription factor activity, RNA polymerase II-specific; RNA polymerase II cis-regulatory region sequence-specific DNA binding. Gene Ontology annotation, cellular component: nucleus. The coding region runs from base 1 to 744 and encodes 247 amino acids. Gene Ontology annotation, biological process: Notch signaling pathway; regulation of neurogenesis; anterior/posterior pattern specification. Lineage: Eukaryota; Metazoa; Chordata; Actinopteri; Carangiformes; Carangidae. The record is from RefSeq and is a predicted model, not a curated record.
AUGCCCGCCGGUACUUUGGAAAGAACGUCCCCAUCCGCUGUGGCUGCCACUCCGGCAAGUGGGGACUGCACACCCGAGAAACCCCGGACCCUGAUAGAGAACAGAAAGUCCUCCAAACCAAUCAUGGAAAAGCGGAGACGUGCGCGCAUCAAUGAGAGUCUUGGCCAGCUUAAAACCCUCAUCCUGGACGCACUCAAGAAAGACAGCUCCAGACACUCCAAACUGGAGAAGGCAGAUAUACUGGAGAUGACUGUGAAGCACCUCAGGAACCUGCAGCGACUUCAGAUGACUGCUGCUGUGAACACAGACCCAUCCGUCUUGGGUAAAUACAGAGCUGGGUUCAGUGAGUGUGUUGGAGAGGUCACUCGUUUCUUGUCCACGUGUGAGGGGGUGAACACAGAGGUUCGGACUCGCCUGCUCAGCCACCUGGCGGCCUGUGUGACCCAGAUCAGCGCUGUCAACUUGUAUGGACCUCACCCAGCCAUACUUGGACUUGGACAGACCAAUACACAGAUUCCAGCUGCAUCAGCCCCACAGAUGCCGUGCAAAAGUGGCUCAGCGAUGCACGUUUCCCCAGAAGCGAUGAAGCUCUACGGCGGCUUCCAGGUCGUGCCAGCGCCGGAUGGACAGUUCACUUUUCUUGUUCCCAGUGCAGCUCUCAUACCUCUGAGCGCACAAAACAGUCACCACAUGUCACCUGCUGCACCUCCGCUCACCACAGACUCUGUGUGGAGACCAUGGUAG